Nestor notabilis (Kea) is the source of this 855-nucleotide messenger RNA. RefSeq names its product F-box/LRR-repeat protein 4-like. The transcript has 2 exons. The record is from RefSeq and is a predicted model, not a curated record. Lineage: Eukaryota; Metazoa; Chordata; Aves; Psittaciformes; Psittacidae. The annotation marks the transcript as partial.
AUGUCACCAGUGUUUCCCAUGUUAACAGUUCUGAGCAUGUUUUACUAUAUGUGCCUUCGGCGCCGAGCUAGGACAGCAACGAGAGGAGAAAUGAACAGCCGGAGGGCUAUUGAAUCAAACACCCGAGCCUUACCUAUCAAUGUUGAAAUAGUUCAGUAUGCCAAAGAAGUGUUGGAUUUCAGCUCUCACUAUGGUAGUGAAAACAGCAUGUCGUAUACCAUGUGGAAUUUAGCAGGUAUUCCGAACGUGUACCCUAGUUCUGGUGACUUUACUCAGACUGCCGUCUUUCGAACUUACGGAACCUGGUGGGAUCGUUGCCCUAGUGCUCGGCUGCCGUUCAAGAGGACACCACCAACCUUCUGUAGCCAGGAUUAUGUGGAACUCGCUUUUGAGGAACCAGUUUAUCCCACUGCAGUGCACAUUCUGGAAACGUAUCAUCCUGGAGCUGUAGUCAGGAUUUUGGCAUGCUCUGCAAACCCUUACUCACAAAAUCCACCAGCUGAAGUAAGAUGGGAAAUCCUUUGGUCCGAGGCACCUACUAAGGUGAAUGGUCCUCAGGCACGGCAAUUCACACCUUGUAUCAAACAGAUAAACUUUCCCACAAACUUAAUCCGUCUGGAAGUGAACAGCUCUCUUCUGGACUAUUACACCGAAUUGGAUGCAGUAGUACUACAUGGUGUGAAAGAGAGACCUGUGCUUUCACUUAAGACUUCAAUGAUUGAUAUGAAUGAUAUAGAUGAUGAUGAGGAUGAAGAAAAGUAUGGCUGUGGAAUGGACACCCUUAAUAAACAGUUCAGCAUUGUUACCCUCAGGGAAUGGCCGACUAACGGAUAUUUUGAUAAACUGCCUUAUGAG